Molecule: messenger RNA, 4367 nt
Organism: Clupea harengus (Atlantic herring)
Lineage: Eukaryota; Metazoa; Chordata; Actinopteri; Clupeiformes; Clupeidae
Gene: btbd3b
Product: BTB domain containing 3b
Biological process (GO): cerebral cortex development; dendrite morphogenesis; neurogenesis
Cellular component (GO): cytosol
Molecular function (GO): protein binding
Source: RefSeq, a predicted model, not a curated record
AGCACUUUACAUGGCCCAUCACAUUCAUAACGUAUUAACAGACUAAUAACUCAUUUACUAACAUGUUCUAAUCCAACCCAGGACUGUUCUCUCUGGGCGCAUGAGGAACCAUAAAGAAAUCAAAUCCCUCUCGCUCCUUUUUCAUGACCUUGACAUUUUGACAAUAUUAAUGACACACCAUUGAUUGGUAUACUUGUCAGGGUAAGAGAGCAGGGAUAAAAAUAAAAAAAAAACAGUCACUAAAUCAAAGUUCUGAUGAACACUCAGAGGACAGUGGCGCUGUCACUUUAAUCAAAGAGGACUUUGAAUAUUCUAGUGAGUGAUGUGCACGGCCCCUGCAGCCAAUCAGAUUGCUAGCCUCAGCUGAUUGGCUGAGCUGGAGAGGAUGCCUCGCUUGCAUCUGCAGGGGGGCUACUCUCUCCGCUCCGUUCGCCCAUUCAACCCCCAUAGUCAGCAAAACCAGCCUCAGAGUCGCAGGACCGUGCCCAGCACAUCCUGCGGAGCCUUCAGAAACUGCGUGCCGGAGAGAGAAGAGGAGGAGGAGGAGGAGAGAGAGUAAAAAGAACAAGAGAGAGAGAGAGAGAGAGAGGGAGAGAGGGAGAGAGAGCAGAGGCUGCCUGCCUCAGGAGCACUGCAGUAGCACUAAAUCUGAAACUGUCACGGAACCAAAGGGAGGAAGGAAGAAGACUCAAAUCCACUGAAAUCAACAGACAUCACAGGAAGUCAGCAAUGUGUUAGACUGGCAGCAGGGAUGGGGACCCGAGGAGACCACUCGUCCACAGAUAAAACUUGAAAAGGAAGAAUCCUCAAGAAGGAGAGUGAGAGUGAGAGAGAGAGACGAGGCAGAAGUGGAAUCACUUUAUUCCUAAGAAAGGUGAAAUUUGAAGGGAAUUCUCCUGUUUUUUUUUCCUCAGCUGCACUGCUUUUUUGGGCUCCUAACCCUUCACUUUGCCCUGCUGAGCCUUUCUCUCUCCUCUCUCCCCCCUUUCCCAACACUUAGUUUUUUUUCCCCUCUUGAAUGUCUUCUCUGCAUGCUCUCGCACUGCUCGGCAGUUGAACAACACUCAUGGUCGAUGCCAAGGGACGGAAAUGUCUGACAUUCUUCUUGAUGCUUCCAGAGUCGGUGAAGAGCCGCUCAAGUAAAAGCUCCAAAAAGGGCAGUCCAAGCAGCUCCUCCAAGCUCCCGCCAGUCUGCUAUGAGAUUAUCACCUUGAAGACCAAAAAGAAGAAGAAGAUGUCGGCCGAGAUCUUCCCCACCAAGAAGCCGGUUCCGGCCACAACGGUCCAACAGUACCAGCAGCAGAACCUGAACAACAACAACACCAUACAGAACUGCAACUGGCAAGGGCUCUACUCCACCAUCCGUGAGAGAAAUUCGGUGAUGUUUAACAACGAGCUGAUGGCCGACGUUCACUUUCUGGUGGGAUCAACAGGAAGUGUGCAGCGACUGCCCGGGCACAGGUAUGUUCUAGCAGUGGGGAGUUCUGUUUUCCAUGCCAUGUUUUAUGGGGAGCUGGCAGAGAACAAGGAUGAGAUCAGGAUUCCUGACGUGGAGCCUGCAGCCUUCCUGGCCAUGCUGAAGUACAUUUACUGCGAUGAAAUCGACCUGAGCGCAGACACCGUGCUGGCCACCUUGUACUCUGCUAAAAAGUACAUUGUGCCCCACCUGGCUCGCGCCUGCGUCAAUUUCCUGGAGACGUCGCUGAGCGCCAAGAACGCGUGCGUGUUGCUGUCGCAGAGCUGCCUGUUCGAGGAGCCCGACCUGACGCAGCGGUGCUGGGAGGUGAUCGACGCGCAGGCCGAGCUGGCGCUCAAGGCCGAGGGCUUCUGUGACAUCGACGUCACGACCCUGGAGAGUAUCCUGCAACGCGAGACCCUCAACGCCAAGGAGAUUGUUGUGUUCGAGGCGGCGCUGAACUGGGCUGAAGCGGAGUGCCAGAGGCAGGAGCUGACUGUUUCCAUCGACAACAAGCGCAAGGUGCUGGGCAAGGCCGUCUACCUUAUUCGCGUCCCCACCAUGGGCCUGGACGACUUCGCCAACAGCGCGGCGCAAUCGGGUGUGCUGACGCUCAACGAGACCAAUGACAUCUUCCUGUGGUACACGGCGGCCAAGAAGCCCGAGCUGCAGUUCGCCUGCAAGGAACGCAAGGGCCUGUCGCCGCAACGUUGCCACCGCUUCCAGUCGUGCGCCUACCGCAGCAACCAGUGGCGCUACCGCGGCCGCUGCGACAGCAUCCAGUUCGCUGUGGACAAGCGCGUUUUUAUCGCCGGCUUCGGCCUGUACGGCUCCAGCUGUGGUUCGGCCGAGUACAGUGCCAAGAUCGAGCUCAAGCGGCAGGGAGUGCUGCUGGGUCAGAACGUGAGCAAGUACUUCUCGGACGGCUCCAGCAACACUUUCCCUGUGUGGUUCGAGUACCCAGUGCAGAUAGAACCGGACACGUUCUACACAGCCAGCGUAGUGCUGGACGGGAAUGAGCUCAGCUACUUCGGACAGGAGGGCAUGACAGAGGUGCAGUGUGGGAAGGUGACGUUCCAGUACCAGUGCUCCUCGGACAGUACCAAUGGGACAGGGGUGCAGGGGGGGCAGAUCCCUGAGCUUAUCUUCUAUGCCUGAACCAGCCAGACGGAAAUUGACACAAACGACGGACUUUCACACUGGGACAGUUCUAUGACAAUGACAUUUCUUUCUCAUUUACUCCAUGUUGCCACUAAAUCGUUUUUGUCUGUUUCUGAUACCACUGACAGCUACAUUUUUAAGACACUGUUACAUGGAUUUUCUGGUGUGAAGUGAUUUUUUUUGUUGUUGUUGUCACCAGUACCUAUCAUUGGAUUUACUCACUCACUAAGGAAAAACCCUUUUCAUCUAUACACUUUGAGGAUUUGUUUGUCCAACCAUUACAAGCAUUUGUCUGAAGCUUUGAAAAAGACGUCUUGAUUUAUUUACCUCUGAAGAUGAAAACUCCUGUUAGAAUCAAGAGUUGCCAAAACAAAAUCAAAACACUGGAUAAUAUUCCACAUUUGUAUAAAUAUGUUGAUAAUGUAAUAUAUAAAUAUAUAUACAUCAUGCUACAUGGCGGCUAUAUUCUUUCAGUUUCAAAAUAACUAUGCCAUGUUACCUAAUGCUUGCACAGGAUGCACUUGUAUAUAUCAGCAAUACUAAUUAAAUGAUGCAAAUCCAUGUAAACUAAAUUCAAUCGUAUUCCCAUCAACACCUCCGUAAGUGAGCAGUUAGCCACCCAGCACCAAAGCAACGCCUUUAAAUACAAAUGACGGUUAGCAUCUGCACUUGUUUUGGAUCUCUGCCUAUGCAUUGCUUUGCUGUUUAAAGUUAGCGAGACUGAGCCCACUAAGGCUUUUCCUGUUGUCAUACUCAAUAACUGAGAUUUACAUUGUUGGCCAGUGUUUAUUUCAAAGUGGCAUCUACUAAGAAUUAGGCUUAAUGUACAAUAAGCACUUUUGAUUUCUCUAUGGUAUUAAAUACCAGUAGUCAGUAUGCACCUGCUUUUUCAUGGGGAAAUUGCUUAAAGUUUUGAAAUAUGUGUAAAAUUUCUCUUGUUGUUGUACGUGUUUAGCGAGCAUAGAUUACUCAUGCCACCAGGAGGGUUAAAUUUAGAUGGCCUCUUAUGUGGGGUAAAUUGGUUCAGCUGAGAAUUCGACUGUAUAUGAAGUAUUUACCAUUUAAUUUAGUGAUUGUGAAAACACUGUACAAUGUGUCAAUGAUGUGUCAAAAACACAUCUCAUUUGAGGAUAAUUGAGUAUACCAGUUAUAUAUAUGCAUUUUGGUUACAGGAGGACAGUAUGGUGAAAUAUAAUGAAUAGUUACAAACACUGUAUGUUGUUCUGAAGGUUUGUUUCAAGCAAUGAAUCGUUCAAUCCCAAAAUCAUUAUCAAGAUGUUAGAAUUAUUGAGCACUGAUGGACCAAAAUUGCGAGCACUUUUUGAAUGAGUUGCAAUUGCAGGUUUACAGUGAUCUGAGUCAGCAGUCUGAAGAUUAGAUUGCACCGUGUGUGAAAUUAUCCUGUAAAAGUAUUAUAGCACACUCUGUCACAGAGUGCUAGCGUUGAGCAUAUCAGUUCGUACAGAGGCAACAUUCACCAGUUAUAAAAAAAAAAAAAAAAAUUAAGCAACGUUGGAGUUAUUUUAUUUUUAUGAUGUUAUAGAGUAGCAUUUCUUCUGUUUCUGCGACUGAUUUAUGUUCUGUUUAUUGUACACUAACUGGAAAUGGAGAAAGAAGGGUCAUGUUCAGCUUGUAGAACAGCACCUCUCUGAAUGUUUCUAUUCUGUGUUCAUGUGCUACAGUGCUGAGAGACCUAUGAAUGUGUAUGUUGGUUGAACAUGCAAAUAAACCAAUUUACUGGUUCUACAAA